AUGUCACAUGAAAGCCAGUACACCCAGGAGAGGAUCACCACGAGAGACCAGGCGAAGGACGAGCGAGAAGCGCACCAUGAAGCCGAAGUCGUGAUCAUUGGUGCUGGUAUUCUUGGGUGCGCAUUGGCAGUAGCACUGGGAGACCAAGGCCGAAGUGUCAUACUACUGGAGAAGUCGUUGAAAGAGCCGGAUCGCAUCGUGGGUGAGCUUCUACAACCAGGAGGCGUGCAGGCGCUGGAAAAACUUGGGCUGCGGGACUGCCUUGAAGAGAUCGAUGCAAUCAAAGUGUAUGGAUAUGAUGUGAUAUUCUAUGGCGAGGAGGUGCGGAUAUCAUACCCAGAAAACGCGCGCGAGAUGGAGGAUGGGUACUCGGAGGACAGCAGGUCGGAUGAGAUGCGAGGCAUGAAGAGGAAGCGGCCAGAGGGCAGGUCAUUCCAUCAUGGACGCUUCAUACAACGGCUACGGCAAAAGGCUAUGCAGCAGCCGAAUGUGACAGUGGUGGAGGCCACUGCUACAGAGCUCGUGCGCAGCGGAUACACGGAUCAGAUCUUGGGUGUGCAGGCGACUGUUAGGGGCGAGCAGGACUCGUUCUUCGGCAGCCUGACCAUAAUCGCGGAUGGAUACGCCAGCAAGUUUCGCAAGGACUUCAGGACGGAUGCACCCGUCGUUCGAUCCAAGUUCUGGGGCCUCGAGCUCAUCGAUGCCGAGCUACCAAUGCCCUGCCAUGGCCACGUUGUAUUGGGCGACGGAGCCCCGAUCCUGCUAUACCAGAUCGGCACGCACGAGACACGCGCACUCGUCGACAUCCCAGACAACCUCCCCUCAGCCUCAGUCAAAGCAGGCGGUGUCAAAGGCCAUCUCAAAAACGUGGUCGUACCCUCACUCCCCGAAAAGGUUCGACCAGCCUUCGAAGCAGCAAUCGACCGCGACCGCCUCCGCUCCAUGCCCAACUCCUUCCUCCCUGCAACAACAAACAAACAGCCCGGCCUCGUCCUCCUCGGCGACGCAAUGAACAUGCGUCACCCGCUCACCGGUGGCGGCAUGACCGUAGCUUUCAACGACGUCGUCCUGCUCUCCGACCUCCUGAGCCCCGAAAAGGUCCCAAUGCUCGACAAUACGAAGCUCGUGCUCAAACAGAUGCGCACGUUCCACUGGCGACGCAAGGGCUUGACUUCAGUCAUCAACAUCCUGGCCCAAGCACUCUACUCGCUGUUCGCGGCAGAGGAUGCGCAGCUGAAGGCGCUGCAGAUGGGUUGUUUCCAGUACUUCAAGCUCGGAGGCAACUGCAUUGACGGACCGGUUGGCCUGCUCGGUGGCAUUAUACGACAGCCAUUCGUGCUGUUCUACCACUUCUUUGCUGUGGCACUUUAUGCGAUAUGGAUCUACAUCACCAGCGCCAGCUUGUUGGCAAUACCUAUCCGAGCGGUUGGGAGCGUGGGCGUGUUCUGGAAGGCGUGCGUGGUCAUCUUUCCUUAUAUCUUCUCGGAACUUAGACCAUAG
Saxophila tyrrhenica is the source of this 1500-nucleotide messenger RNA. RefSeq names its product Squalene epoxidase (gene ERG1). The transcript has a single exon. The record is from RefSeq and is a predicted model, not a curated record. Gene Ontology annotation, biological process: ergosterol biosynthetic process. The coding region runs from base 1 to 1500 and encodes 499 amino acids. Gene Ontology annotation, cellular component: membrane; endoplasmic reticulum. NCBI's taxonomy places the organism in Eukaryota, Fungi, Ascomycota, Dothideomycetes, Mycosphaerellales, Extremaceae. Gene Ontology annotation, molecular function: flavin adenine dinucleotide binding; squalene monooxygenase activity.